AUGUCACUGGAGGCUUGUAUCGAUGGGUGGAAGCAUUUACGGAAAGUCCUUGUGGUGGACGGAACCCACAUGUUUGGGAAAUACAAAGGGGUUUUGCUUAGUGCUAGCGGGCAAGACGCAGACUGCCGCGCAUUCCCUAUUGCUUUCGCAGUAGGUGAGAGCGAGAACUCGGACUCUUGGAAGUGGUUCUUUGAAAGAUGCGCUGCAACAUUUGUAGCUAAAGAUAGAUGGUAUCCGCGUGCACACCAUGGUAUUUGUCUUGAACACCUUAAGUGUAACGUGGCAGAAAAGUACAAAGGACUGCAGCAGAAGGAUAUGGUCGGCAACGCCGGAGAGGCAUUCAAAGUUUCCGAGUUUGAAAAGCUCUAUGAGCUUAUACAGCUUACGGAUUGGAGAUGUUGGGAUUAUUUGGAAAAAAUCGACCGCAAGUUAUGGACACGUUCACAUUUCGAAGGAAAGAGAUAUAACAUGAUGACUUCAAAUAUAGCUGAAUCGUUGAAUCAUGCGCUGCUGCCACCCCGUGAUAGUCCUAUAUUGGCACUGAUGGAGUUUAUUAGACGGAUGCUGACUCGAUGGUUUGAGAGCAGGCACUGCAAGAUCAGUAAAAUGACUGGAAUUGUUCCUAAAUUAAUCGAGCAAAUACUGGUCGAACAGUUAGUGUUGUGUACUGGCCUUCUUGUUUUCCCCUGUUCCACGUGGGAAUUUGAAAUUACACACAAGGCAACUGGUUUUGGUUUUUCUGUUGAUUUGGAAAAACGAACUUGCUUAUGCAUUAAAUUCCAGAUGUUUGGACUGCCAUGCCGACACGCUAUUGCCGCUGCUUCUUAUCGAAACAUGGAGUACAGCUUUUUUGUUUCACAAUACCAUGUGAAAGAUACUUGGUCUGAAACAGUUAAGGGUAUUAUACUACCGGUUCCAAAUCCAGAGGAUAUCCAUAUUCCAGCAGAUAUACUAAAGCUCCUGCUUUUUCUACCAAUGACCAAAAGAACGAAGGAAGGCCAUGUAUUAAAAGGAAACUGUCAGCCGGAGAGGCUCCAGUAA
Brassica oleracea var. oleracea is the source of this 1041-nucleotide messenger RNA. RefSeq lists its product as uncharacterized. The coding region runs from base 1 to 1041 and encodes 346 amino acids. NCBI's taxonomy places the organism in Eukaryota, Viridiplantae, Streptophyta, Magnoliopsida, Brassicales, Brassicaceae. The record is from RefSeq and is a predicted model, not a curated record. The transcript is spliced from 2 exons. Gene Ontology annotation, molecular function: zinc ion binding.